Molecule: messenger RNA, 729 nt
Organism: Letharia lupina
Lineage: Eukaryota; Fungi; Ascomycota; Lecanoromycetes; Lecanorales; Parmeliaceae
Exons: 3
Coding region: 1-729 (242 amino acids)
Source: RefSeq, a predicted model, not a curated record
AUGUCGAAACAAAUCACAUUACGGCCAAGUCCCUGUCAGACGGCAGACCUUACGCCUGCUCACUAUGCAAACGAGCCUUUCGGAUGGAAGAAAGCCCUCGACAACACUACGGAGCCUCGCAUCCCGGCUGUUUCUACCAGGUCCACCGAAGGAUACCUUGCCAAAUAUGCGAGCAGGACUUUGGAAGACAACGAUAUCGAGCGUAUUGUUACCAGUAGCCGUACCGGUCAGGACCUUCAUUACAACUGCAGCGGGUCCGAAUUGUCUUCAUCGACCGGUACACCAGUCUUGACCCCCACAUCAAGCGUAGCAAGCAGCCCUGUUAUGGCUGCGAUGGCAGACAGCACAGGCGAGGAACCAGUGUCUUUCCUCUCACUCGAAGCUUCCCUUUCGACCAGUGGAAUUCUCCGACCUAGACCUCCUCAGAUGUCUUCUAACCUGGAACCUUCGCCAUUCCGACAACAACCAAAAGUCCUUAGCGACUCCGCGUUGCCGGUCCGUUCUCUGUUCCACGAGUACAAAACUCCGCUGUUCCACUGCCCCAGCGCCCUCGCGAGAUCAACGCAGCAUGGGGCAUCACCCAGGAAUUUCACCACCUUGAGUGGGCUGGCGCAGCACGUUGAGAGUGGAGCUUGCGGUGAAGGAUCGGCUACGCUGAAGAAGGCGAUGGAAUUUGUACAAGAGCAUUUGGAUAAGAUGGGCCUUGGGACCAUUCGCCUGCUGGAAUGA